GCGUUCCAUUGGUGCCCUGGUUACGCCACCUGUGGCUCAGUUGCACAGCUGCCUGGUAGGUGACUGGAGGCAUUGAGCAGUGCUCACUGGUAUUUCGCUGAUGUGGCCCCAACCCCGCCUCCCUCCCCACCCCGCGAUGUCAGAAAAAACACAACAGGGGAAAUUGGCCGCAGCCAAGAAAAAGUUAAAAGCAUAUUGGCAGAGGAAGAGCCCUGGCAUUCCAGCAGGAGCUAACAGGAAAAAGAAAGUCAAUGGCAGUAGCCCUGACACAGCCACUUCUGGUGGUUACCACUCACCUGGGGAUUCAGCAACAGGUAUCUACGGGGAGGGCCGUGCAUCCUCUACUACCCUGCAGGAUCUGGAGAGCCAGUACCAAGAACUAGCAGUGGCCCUGGAUUCAAGCUCCGCAAUAAUCAGUCAACUCACUGAAAACAUCAAUUCACUGGUUCGCACAUCUAAGGAGGAGAAGAAGCAUGAGAUACAUCUGGUACAGAAGCUUGGGAGGAGCUUGUUCAAACUCAAAAACCAGACGGCUGAACCCCUGGCCCCAGAGCCCCCAGCAGGGCCAUCUAAGGUGGAGCAGCUACAAGAUGAGACCAACCACCUAAGGAAGGAGCUAGAGAGUGUGGGAAGACAGCUCCAGGCUGAGGUGGAAAACAAUCAGAUGUUGAGUCUCCUGAACAGGAGACAGGAGGAGAGGCUACGUGAACAGGAGGAGAGGCUACAUGAACAGGAGGAGAGGCUACAUGAACAGGAGGAGAGGCUGUGUGAACAGGAGGAGAGGCUACGUGAACAGGAGGAGAGGCUGUGUGAACAGGAGGAGAGGCUACGUGAACAGGAGGAGAGGCUACGUGAACAGGAGGAGAGGCUACGUGAACAGGAGGAGAGGCUACAUGAACAGGAGGAGAGGCUACAUGAACAGGAGGAGAGGCUGUGUGAACAGGAGGAGAGGCUACGUGAACAGGAGGAGAGGCUGUGUGAACAGGAGGAGAGGCUACGUGAACAGGAGGAGAGGCUGUGUGAACAGGAGGAGAGGCUACGUGAACAGGAGGAGAGGCUGUGUGAACAGGAGGAGAGGCUAUGUGAACAGGAGGAGAGGCUGUGUGAACAGGAGAAGCUGCCAGGGCAGGAGAGGCUGCUGGAAGAGGUGGAGAAGCUGUUAGAACAGGAGAGGCGGCAGGAGGAGCAGGAGAGGCUGCUGGAGAGGGAGAGGCUGCUGGACGAGGUGGAGGAGCUCCUGGAGCAGGAGAGGCUUCGGCAACAGGAUGAGAGGCUGUGGCAGCAGGAGACUCUGCGGGAGCUGGAGAGGCUGCGGGAGCUGGAGAGGCUGCGGGAGCUGGAGAGGAUGCUGGAGCUGGGGUGGGAAGCCCUGUACGAGCAGCGGGCCGAGCCACGCAGCGGCUUCGAGGAGCUGAACAACGAGAACAAGAGCACACUGCAGUUGGAGCAGCAAGUAAAGGAGCUGGAGAAGUCGGGUGGAGCUGAAGAGCCAAGAGGCUCCGAGUCUGCAGCAGCAGCCAGACCAGUACCUGGAGCCCCAGUCCCACAAGGAGCUUGGAUGUGCGGACAAGCAGGGUGGACUCCCCAGGAGCACCCAGGCUUGAGUGGAGAAGCUGUUGGUACAGGAGAGGCGGCAGGAGGAGCAGAAGAGGCUGCAUGCCAUUCUUUUCGGGCUGCGGAGAACAGGGAGCUAAACAUCACCAUCAUCUAAGAGCGGGUCAAGAAAUUGAAAAAAAAAAAAAA
Molecule: messenger RNA, 1743 nt
Organism: Homo sapiens (human)
Lineage: Eukaryota; Metazoa; Chordata; Mammalia; Primates; Hominidae
Gene: GOLGA6L10
Product: golgin A6 family like 10
Exons: 9
Coding region: 101-1711 (536 amino acids)
Source: RefSeq, marked validated